Molecule: messenger RNA, 5129 nt
Organism: Tuber melanosporum (Perigord truffle)
Lineage: Eukaryota; Fungi; Ascomycota; Pezizomycetes; Pezizales; Tuberaceae
Exons: 3
Coding region: 36-4835 (1599 amino acids)
Biological process (GO): Golgi organization; autophagy; COPII vesicle coat assembly
Cellular component (GO): endoplasmic reticulum exit site; ER to Golgi transport vesicle membrane
Source: RefSeq, a predicted model, not a curated record
CUUUCUUUCCACCACCCUAAUCUGCCCCCCAUUCAAUGGCCGAUAGAUCUCUAUUCGGUGACUCUGAGGGAAACUCGGAUCAACCAGACGGAGAGGACUUCUUUGGCCAAAUCCAGCAGCAACACAAACCGGAUCAACAAGCACCCCCCAAGCGGGAGGCCGACGAUGACUUGACGGCGCGAUGGCAAGCGGCAUUGGCUGGUGACGAAUUAUUGGCCGAUUGUAGCGAGGGAUUCCUGCCGAGUGAUGAUGAGGGGUUCUUGCCUGACUCUGAUGAUGAGACGCCUGUUCAGGAACCAGUUCACAGAUCUGACGGAACUCUUCCGGGAUUUUCUACCGGGAGCACCCCGCAAGCUCCAUCGGCAGCUUCACGGUUCGCUCCGCAAGCACAGAUUCCAACGCAGUCCUCCAUUCAGCCACAAUAUGGUAGGACAUGGCCGGCACAACAACCUCAGCAAACUCCUUACCCAUAUGCCCCUCCGCAGCAAGCCCUUCAAGCAUCUCUAUCCCAUAUCCCUGGCCCCCAACUGACUGCCCCAUACUCUGCCUUUGGAGUUCGACCCCCACCAGCACCUGAAAGGAAAGCCCAGAGCUUUGUGGACAAAAAGGAGGGAUACCAAAGUCCAUAUGAUUUACCUCUGGACAUAGGGCCCCCGGCGGUUAGGAAGAGGUCUUCUAAUCGCCAGCAAUCUCAGAGCACGAUACCGACAGGAAUGGGAAGUAUGGUUGGUCAACCACCCCCAGUAAGAAACAGUAGUAUGGGCACAGUCUUCCCCGCCGGAGCACCUACUCAAGCUCAACAGCCACAAGGACCUCCUAAACCAAGAUCCGUGCCGCAGAAAAAGUUCUUUGAAGAGCUGCCCCUUAUACCUCCAAAGCAGAGAGCAACCUCAGCGUUAGGGAGACAUCCGGAACCAAUGAAUCGGGGCCCCUCCGGGGCUGGCAGUUAUCAAGCGGCACCUCCGAGACCCGAGAGCACACAAGGAUUUUACCACAGCCCACAGAAACCAUUUGCCCAACCCCUCAUGGGAUCAGCCCAGCGGAUGGACGCGCAGUUGGCUACUGCGGCAAGUAGGUACUCGCCUGCCCCACGAACGACUUAUGGUAUGUACACCGCACCUCCCCCCCCGGCAGCAUCCGCAAGGUAUUCUCCCGCAUCGGGCACAACGAUGGGUUACCAAUCCCCUCCUAAUACGACCCACCCUCCGGCCCCGGGUGCGGCCCCAUACGCUUCACCUGUGAAUGCCCCCCCAGCUGGUGGAGUCAAAUAUGCACCUCGGCCCGCAGGACCACCCCAGGUCGGAAAUCGAGUUCCAUCUGGUGGAUUCGUCCCACCUCCACAUCAAGCUCCAACCGCACAGCAGCCUUUGAUGAGCCCGCCACCAAUGACCCCCCAAGGCCCCUCGUAUCAAGAUUCAUUUACGGCAUCUCCGCCCUCACAACAUCCCCAUUCCCCGGAGGAUCCAUCUCAUAGCCAUCCAAGACGGCUCUCUGGCGAGCAUCAUGCUAUGCACUCGUCGCGCCCAGGGACUGCGAGAUCUGUGCAGGCUUCGGCAAUGGAUAUACCUAGAGAAGAGGAAGAAGAAGGUGCAACUAACCCACCUCAGACGCUCCAGAAUAAUGGAUGCCCUUCACAGUUGCCACAACCAGGCGUCCCUCCGCCUGCGCAAAGCCGGUAUGCACCCUCAAGGGAUCCCGGGAGAGAUUCGCCCGCUAGUUUACCUUCGGUUACUCGCCAAAAUACCUUUACACCUCCUCUUCCUCCUCCUCCUCCUCCUCCUUCAACACAGUCACCUAAGUAUAAUCCUAAUGCGCUCCCUCAGAGGGCAAUCUCUCCCGAAACUACCUUCCAGCCACCUCCAAGAGCACAAACCCAAUCACCUGGCAUGGCUUCUAAGACAACCCAAAGGCCAAGAGAUCCAUAUGAACGACCUAGCUCUGCCUUCGCUCAUAGUAGCUCUUUGUCCUAUGGCUCCGUAGAUUUCCACCGACGUCAACAAUCUCUAGGGCAUAAUUUUAUGGCGCCAAAUGACGAGACUUUUCAAGAUGUCUUGCAGAGGUGGCAUGGUGCACCGGUGUUUUGUUGGGGGUUUGGUGGGAGUAUCGCUUACACAUUUCCUAAACGGGCGCAAAGGUAUACUUCUGAUAUGCAACAGCAAGUGAUCAAAUGCUCUCCCGGAGAAGUCAAGAUUAGAAGUAUUAAGGAAAUUUUGCCAUUUGAGGAACCAGAGGGUAAAUUUCCUGGACCAGCGUGGUCAGGUUCUAGGAGUACGAAUAAGGCAAAGAAGAAGGAGCUAAUGACUUGGUUCACUGACAAGAUUGAGGAUUUAGAGAAAAGGGCGCAAGGGGAAGGAACAAGAGCGGAGGAGAAAGUAUUAUUGUGGAAGAUCGUCAGGAUUCUGUUGGAGAAUGAUGGAGUUUUGGAAGGAAACCCAGAAGUUGUGAAGGCUGUCAGGGUUAUCUUGUCACCGGAAACGGUCGGAGAAGAAGGCAUGAGCGAUCAUGGAGCAUUUUCUGCUGCGGGAGAUAUAUCUUCGACCGCACAGGGCCCAAGUAUUGAACGGGCUGAUCCCCAAGCCGUCAAGACUAUUAAGAAUAAUCUCCUCAAGGGUGACCGUGCAGCAGCUGUUUGGCAUGCCGUGGAUCGCAAGCUAUGGUCUCACGCGCUGCUGAUAUCCGGGACCGUUGGUCGUGAUUUGUGGAAGCAAGUAGUUCAAGAGUUUGUGAAGAACGAAGUCAAGACACUCGGUGAGGAUGCAGACAGUCUGGCUGCUCUCUACGAAACAUUUGCUGGUAACUGGGAAGAAUGUGUUGAUGAGUUAGUGAGCGCUAGCGCUAGGAUGGGGAUGCCGAUGCUUGGUGGUGGUGCUUCGCGCAGCGGAAGCGUAAAUAUCGAUGAGAAGCUUGGCCGGUGGAGGGAAACAUUGGGCUUGAUUCUAAGCAAUAGGUCACCGGGCGAUGUAGAGUCAAUAAUGGCACUGGGGAAGUUGUUGGUUGGAUAUGACAGAGUUGAGGCUGGCCACAUUUGCUAUCUAUUUGCUCGCAAAGGGGCCCCGGGUAGCACAGGAUCUGUUUUUAGUGGACACGAUGAUCCGGCCGCUGAUUUCUCGCUCCUGGGCGCAGAUCACCGUCAGGCGCCAUUUGGGAGAGACGCCGACUCGGUCAUGCUUAGUGAGGUUUAUGAACUAGCGGUGUCACUUUGUGCAACUCCGGCCCCAGGCUUUCCCCACCUCCAGGGCUAUAAGCUUCAGCGUGCCAUUGUCCUCGCCGAAAACGGGCAAAAGGGAGAUGCACAGAAGUAUUGCGACUCCGUCACUUCUUCCAUAAAAGCCUGGGAUAAACCUUCCCCUUACUUCCACUCCGGAUUCUUUGGCGGGCUUGAAGACCUCUCUGCUCGCCUUUCCAUGAGCCCUAAGGAUUCGAACCCGAGUGCUGGCCACUGGAUUCCGAAGUUAAGUUCGGAUAUAGUUAGCAAUUCGCUCUGGGGAACAUUUAAUAAGUUUGUUGCUGGUGAGGAGGAGGAAACCUCGAGUACAGUCGGCGGUGAAGGGAGUAUGAUGGAUGCUGUUGCUGGUCCAUUCGCGAAGAUCGCUGGAUCCGGAAACGUAAGCCCUGAGAUUAGUAGGGUUCAAUCCGGUGUCGACCUUUACUCCACAUACAAUAAUACCCCUAGCUACACCUCUGCUCCUCCGAUGGCAGUUAAACCUGCCUCUCAAGCGGCAAACAGAUAUGCUCCAAACAACGCUUACCAACAAAAAAGCAGUCUCUAUGAGCCUGCAGUGAAUCCACGAGCUACUUCGGACACCUAUAAACCUACCGGCUACGACGGAGGAUACGAGCCAAGCUCUAGCCCCUACGCUCCACAACACCAAACAGUCAAUCCUUACGACAGCCCUGUCCCCAGCUCCGUAUCCACUGGAUAUCCAGGAGCAUCUACAUACGAUUCCAGGAGCUCUUUCGAGGAUACAGCAUCGUUAAUAACUAAACCAGAGGCAAUGGAGAAUUCGGCCUCCGAACCUCAUCCACCCAGUGGCGGUUCUCAGCCUCCAUCUGCUAGUGGAUAUGAGCCUCCAUCUACGGGGUUUACCCCUUACGAACCGGGUAAUAGCGACGGUGAAAAUGAGGACGACAAACCUAAGCCGAAAAAGUCAUUUAUGGAUGAUGAUGACGACGAGUUUACGAAAAAGGCUGCUGAGCAGGCAAGGAAAUUGCAGGAAGAGGAAACCAAGAAGGCUGAAGAGGAAAAGAAUGCUGCUCAAGAUGAAGGCAAGAAAGGUUGGUUUGGCGGUUGGUUCGGAAAGAGGGAUCCUAACCAACAAGGACCUAUCAAAGCGAAACUCGGAGAAGAGAGCUCCUUCGUCUAUGAUCCAGAUCUUAAGCGUUGGGUGAAUAAGAAGGCUGGUGAUACUGCGACAGCUGCCCCGAAGCCGGCGCCACCACCGAAGCGGGCCUCAACACCUGCCUCUCAACCAUCCUCCACCCCAUCGACACCCGGAUUUCCACCCUCGGGCACUUCGUCCGCACCGCCCACAUCUGGACUUCACGCCCCUCCGCCCCCAUUCGGAAGGUCACCAACUCCCUCGUCCAUGCCCUCAACAUCUGCGCCCCCGCCUCCUCUGGGGCCCCCUGCAUCCACGCCUCCUGCUACGGGCCCACCGGGUGCAGGUCCUCCAAGUCGCCCGCCAACAUCCAUGAGCCAGCGUGCAACAACGGGAGACACGAUUGACGACCUCCUUGGUCCCCCGGGCGCACCCGUUAGCAGGAAGAGCACGCCUGGGGGUGGAAAGAAGCGUGGGAAGAGUCGGUAUGUUGAGGUUAUUCCGGGGCGGUCGUAAUUGGGUCAGAUGAUUGUGAUUGGCACGUGAUUGUACAAAAGUCUCUUUCCUUUUUAAUGUGUGGUAUGGAUUAGGUGGGGGGGGUACCUAGAUUUUCUUUUGUUCUGUAUGUGAUGGACGUGGGUUGCGCAAGUGCUCUUUGUUCUUAACUGGGUUAACUGCAUUUGAUUGGUAAUCAAGGGCCUGUUUGGUAUGUUUCGACAUUUUUAUGAUUAUACUUCUGAAAACAGUUUAUUUCCUAAUGCUCAAAGCAAUCGAGCUCCGAUGAAAGAGUCAAAUACCAUUGCGAGAUAG